Messenger RNA from Oenanthe melanoleuca, 3147 nucleotides. RefSeq names its product receptor interacting serine/threonine kinase 2 (gene RIPK2). Gene Ontology annotation, molecular function: JUN kinase kinase kinase activity; ATP binding. NCBI's taxonomy places the organism in Eukaryota, Metazoa, Chordata, Aves, Passeriformes, Muscicapidae. Gene Ontology annotation, biological process: positive regulation of canonical NF-kappaB signal transduction; regulation of apoptotic process; innate immune response. The coding region runs from base 25 to 1794 and encodes 589 amino acids. The record is from RefSeq and is a predicted model, not a curated record. The transcript is spliced from 11 exons.
GGACGGGACGGGACGGGACGGGGGAUGCUCCGUCCAGGGCCCGAGGGACGCGCCGCCCUCAGCGCCCCGCGGCUCCCCAGGCCGGGCACGGCUCUCGGGCACCGCCGGCACCGCGCUCCCCCGGCUCGCUCCUCCCAUCCCGGCCGCUCCGCCUUCCCCGACCCGCGAACCGUGGCACGCUUUUUCCGUGAGGAAGUGCCUCGGCGGUGGGGCAGAAGGAGGAGAGAGCUGCUGGCCAACUGGAGAGCAGGCGGGGCAGGGCGGUGCGGGGGAAGCGAGGAAGCGGGGCCGGAGGAGCGGCGCUGCGGGCCGCGCUGCGCUCGGCGGAGUGCGAGCAUGAGCGGCGGGGAUGGCCGGGCGGGCGCCCUCAGCUACGGCCUCCCCUCCAUCCCCUCCAGCAAACUCCCGGACCUGCGAUUCAUCAGCCGGGGCGCUUACGGGACCGUGUCCGCCGCCCGCCACGCCGACUGGAGGGUCCCGGUGGCCCUCAAGUGCCUGCAGGGGCCGCUGCUAGACAGUGAUAGAAACCAUCUUCUAAAAGAAGCAGAGAUACUACACAAAGCCAGGUUUACUUACAUUCUGCCAAUUUUGGGAAUUUGCAACGAGCCUGAAUUUUUGGGGAUAGUAACAGAAUACAUGACCAAUGGGUCAUUAAACCAGUUAUUGCAUGGGAAAGAUGUAUAUCCUGACAUUCCCUGGUGCCUGAGAUUCCGCAUUCUUUAUGAAAUUGCUUUGGGAGUGAACUAUUUGCACAACAUGAAUCCUCCAUUGCUGCACCAUGACUUAAAAACCCAGAACAUUUUGCUGGAUGAUGAGUUUCACGUCAAGAUUGCAGAUUUCGGCAUGUCCAAAUGGCGUGUCAUCUCCAUGUCACAAUCACGAAGUGAAUCCUCUUUGCCAGAAGGAGGGACAAUUAUCUACAUGCCACCUGAGGAUUACAACCCCAGUCAGAAAACACGGGCAAGUGUGAAACAUGAUAUCUACAGCUAUGCAGUUAUCAUGUGGGAAGUGAUGUCAAGGAGACAGCCAUUUGAAGAAGUUACAAACCCCUUGCAGAUAAUGUACAGUGUGUCACAGGGACAGCGACUAGACUUGAGUGAAGGAAGUCUAUCAAUGGACAUUCCUCAUCGAGGACUUAUCAUAAGACUGAUGGAAAGUGGAUGGGCACAAAACCCAGAUGAAAGACCAUCAUUCUUGAAAUGUUUAAUAGACCUGGAGCCAGUUCUGCGAACAUUUGAUGAAAUAGCUCUGCUGGAAGCAGUAAUUCUGUUAAAGAGAUCAAAGUCAUUAUAUGAAUCACAAAGUAUUUACAAGAGUGGAAAGAAAGCAAAUGUGGAGCAGAUGUCUCUAAAUAUACCUUUGAAUCCUGAAAAGCCAACAUAUUCUAGCUCCAUACAAUGUGAUGCACUUCCCCUUCGGAGCAUCUCUCCAGAUACAUCAAAAUUCAAGUCUAUUCCCCAGUGUAAUAUCCUCUCAUCAGAUGGAAAUUCUGGGUGUCUACACUCUCUCAGCAGUCAGAGCAUGGAUGGAAAUCUGUCUGUAACUCAGAGUGCCAAACUCCUUGUGCAUCCAUACAGUACUGUUCUCUCAUCUGACAAGAGUAUUUCAGAUGCCUCCAGUUCUGCGUCCUGUGUGCUGCAGUCAUCUCCAAUUCCUUCAGUACCAGGUCGGGUUGAACACUGGAACAGGUUGCCCAUGGAGGCUGCAGAAGUACCAUCACUUGGAGAUGCUCAAAAUUCAGCUGGACAAGGCCCUGAGCAACCUGAGUUAUCCUUGAAGUUGGCCCAGCUUUGAGCAGGCUAUUACAUCAGAUGACCUCCUUGAGGGUCCUUUCCAACCUAAAUUAUUCUGUGAUUCAGAUAGAAUAAAUACUCUAACCACCAAAUUUGUCAAAUUGGAACAUUUUAACAGCUUUUUUUCAGCUUGUUCUUUGUUCUGUGGCAAUAUUUGUUGACAGACAGUUACAAUCCCUUCCUUUUUUUUCUAAUCCUUUCCAAUCUCAGAUUUUGUAUUGGAAACCAUACAACAGAAUGUAGCUCAUCAGUGGAUCCAAAGUAAACGAGAACAAAUUAUUGAUCAGAUGACUGAAGCAUGUUUGAAUCAAUCACUGGAUGCUCUUCUAUCAAGAUUUUUGCUCAUGAAAGAAGAUUAUGAACUUAUAAGCACCAAACCUACAAGGACAUCAAAAGUACGACAACUGCUUGAUACUUCAGACAGCCAAGGAGAGGAAUUUGCCAGAAUUAUAAUACAAAAGUUGAAAGAUAACAAACAGCUAGGACUUCAGCCUUAUCCAGAUAUUGUAUCUAAUUCUCAAAGACUGCAUCUUUAAAUUUAUUCUUUCUUUAUGAAACCAUGUAAAUAUUUCUUACAACAUGAUUCUUGUUUCUAUGUAGUAUUUAAUACAUGUGCAGCUUUGUCUUUACUGUGCCUUUGCAGAGUCUCAGAAAUGACCCUGAGUUCUUCUAGCCUGCAUUUGGUCAGUGACCAAUUAAUAAGUUGGAGUGCAAUCAUAAAGCCAAACACUUGAUGGUUGUUGACUAAUUUUGUAAAACUAUUUUGUUUAUACAUAACAAAAAUAUUAAAAGUUCACCAUUUUACGUAUUUUCUGUUUAUACACAUCCUUUCCUUUCAUCUCACAGGAUUGAGACAUCUCAUCUUAACGUGGCAUGUUUGUUUUUCUCCUUCCAUCUGCUCUUUCUCACAGAGGAGGGGAAAAAAGUGCUCUUUUCCAGGGCUGUUCUUCUUCCUUAAGCCAUGCUGGUGUGCCUACAGGAGAGAAGUGGUAGGUGGUAGGAAGUUUACAUUGCAUUUUUACAAGAUUUUGUUAUUGUUUUGUUUUAGGUUUCUUUUCCCAUUUUGUUGCCAGAUCAAGUGCCUCAGACCACUGCAUAAGAAAAAUGUUAGUCCAAAGAGGAGCCCAAGGGAAAUGAGCAUAUUGUGCUCAGAAGUGAUAUAGAAAAGCUAUAAUUGUGUGGUUAUAACCACUUCAUCUAUUUUCUUCAUCAUCUGCCUUGCCUUUGUCACCUGCCAUUUACCACCCCUUACUUUUGUCAUCUGCCAUUAAUACUUCUCAUGUCAUGUUGCUAGAGCAAACUUUUAACUCAGUUUUAUUUUUGUACUUACAUGAUGAGCUGUAGUUGGCUCUGU